Messenger RNA from Pyrenophora tritici-repentis Pt-1C-BFP, 4545 nucleotides. Lineage: Eukaryota; Fungi; Ascomycota; Dothideomycetes; Pleosporales; Pleosporaceae. The record is from RefSeq and is a predicted model, not a curated record.
AUGUCAGCAGACCUGUUCGCAGAGUUUGGAGCCGAUCCUCCUUCCAACCAACAGCAACACGCUACAGCUUCCGGAAAACUAAGUGGGCCUGCAGCGUCAGAUUUCAGCUUCUUCAAUGACAUAAACACCUCAGCCCCGGCCGCACCACUACAACAACCCCGGUCAACGACUGACUUUCAAGGCUUGAGUUCCACUCCCAUACAAGAUUCGACAACUGAUGAUAACGAUGAAUGGGGCGAUUUCGAAGGCGGAUCAUCAUUCGAACCAAGCUCAGAUGCCCAUAAUGACCCGUUCGCAUUCACAUCGUCACAAGCCUCACAACCUGCAUCAAGCUUAUGGAAUAACGCGUCAACCACCCCAGAAGCUUUUUCGUUCCAGUCUUCAUCCCAGCCAGUCGCUCAAACGUGGCAACAUGCUCCAAUUAUAAAAGCCAAGAAGUCGGCGGAUCCGAGCGUAUUAUUUGAUGCAGAAGAUGAUUUUGAUGACGAGUUCGGGGAAUUUGAAGGCGAACAAAAAGUAAACGAGGCUGAGGCUGCAUAUAAUGGACCCAGCGCGCCAUCCUCAGCACUCGUGGAUCUACUGGGUGACAUGAGCAUCUCGCAACCCAAGUCUCCCGUCACUAGCGGAAAAAACGAAUUUGGUACACAUGGACCUUUGAAGAGCACUGGUAAUGCGAAGAAGAGCUUGAAAUCUGGGUUCGGUGCUGCCUCCAAACCGAAACAAUCAUCAACUACACCAGUCGUACCGCAAGACGACGGUGGAUGGGACGAAUUCGACGACUGGGAAGCUUCUAUACCCUCCAAACCAUCAGCGAAACCUGAAGCUAUACAAACUGCCGAGGCCAACCAAACGAUUACUACACCGAACCCAAUACUAUCCCCAAUCCCGAAUGAUCCACAACCAGGAGAGCUUCCGCCUACAAAUGUACCACCGCCCGGUGUGCUGCUAUCACUCUUCCCCCCUCUAUUCACAGAAGCGCAAGAGAAACUAUUCAAGCCCAUGGCAGCACAGCCUCUACCGAUGAGGAACAGGCUGAUGGCGGAGCCGGCUACGAUUGUCUAUCUUCAAGGUUACCUAAUGUUGGCAAAUGUGGCAGCGCACAUCAUAGCCGGACGGAAGCUGCGUUGGAAGCGGGAUCAGCAUUUGUCGCAGGGCAUGCGAAUUGGCCCAGCGUCAUCAAGAGCCACUUCUGGGAUGAAGUUGACGGGUGUCGACAAGGGCGAGAACUUGAAAGAGGAGCGGGAGGUGUCUGACGUGGUCAGGAGUUGGAAAGAGCAAGUCGGACGACUGAGACAUGUUGUGUCUGGUGUAAAUCAAAUCAAAGCCGGCACUUUGGACCGCGGGCCGGAUCUACAGGACACGAUGCCAGUCAAAACAUUGAAGCAGUCUGAGGGUGGCAUGCCGGCACGGCAACCUUGCAUGCUGUGUGGGCUCAAACGAGAAGAAAGAGUGACUGCAGCGGACAUGGCGACAGACGAUAGCUUUGGCGAGUGGUGGAUUGACCAGGUCAACAUGCAUCGAGAAACUUUUGGAACGAGCAUAAGGAUAGUCUUCGACAACGCUGAGGACUGUGGGAUUCCCCGCAUCACCAGCUCUAGUACACGGGGUACGGCACACGGCGCUUUGAGGAGUGGCAACCCACCAAUGACCUCGUCCGGGGGAAACGGAGCCGGCACAAGCUCGCCAACGUCGACAACCUUGUACAUGACGGAGGCAGCUGUGCCCGGCCUGGGAACAGGCAGUCCUCGCACGCCUCAGGGAAUGAGCAGGCCAAACCACCAUGGUACGUCCAGUGGCUCAGGCUCGCUACCAGAAGAAGCACCCCUCGAGUCAUUACCGCAGUCCUCAUCGCACGCUUCCGAAUAUGCACCGUUGGUCAAGACGAAAAGCACUCCGAGCCUGCUCGCAUACCGCUCAGGAGCCUUGCCGCCGCCGAUAAACACUGCGAAGCGACUCAGCAUCGAUGCCGGCCAACUAGACCGCAUGGCAAGAUCACCCAUCCUGCCUGAGCAUGAGCACGGCCUAGGAGCUUCAGGACUUCGCCGCAUCCGCCAACAGCCGGCCCAGAGAGCAGCUUCCCUCAACGUCGCGACCCCACCAGCAUCGCGACACGCCUCCGAGUCGGCGCCCACAGCCCCUCCGUCCCCAACCUUUGCCUUUGGUGAAGACCUCUCGCGUUUCCCCUCCGAGUCGCUGCACUCAUUCUCCUUUGCCACACAGUCGGAAGACUUCAUCCACAACCGUCAGAAUGUCCUGAAGCGGUCCAUCGAGUUUAUGCGCGAUAGGCUAGGCUGGGCCGCCACCAACCCCGGCAUAGCAAACGCCCAAGCAAGACUCAGCGGCGACCAGGAGGUGCAGAGCAUGAUGGAGCUGCUUACACGCGCCAACCUGAUCGGUCAGGACGGCACCGGCGCCCAUGGCCUGGGUGCUCUUGGGCCUGUCACCGGGCCCGCCGACAUGUCUGGCGAGAACCCGUUUGACAAGGGCUUCGUGGUCCAGCGGUCCGAGAGCCCUGAGAACAUGCUCAAGGCUGCGAAGCCGCCAGUGCACAGGGCCUCCAUCACACCCGUCGGACCCACAGAUAUGGACGAGUCGUCAAGUACAGAACUGCCGCCCGCAUCUCCACCCCCGCCGCCCUCGCGACCUCCGCGACCUCAACGCGCCGCCCUCAAACGCACCCUCACCGACGUCGUGCCUCUGACGAUACAGAGCCAGCUCCACGAUGCCCUGGCCCAACCCUACCGCGUGGGCGACCAGGAAAAACUCGGCGACCUAGUGUCUCCCACCACUAUCCCUUCUCUACAACAUCCGAGCUUCAACAACACGCCAGGUCCGCAUGCGGCCGGAUCCGCGCCACACGGCCACGGGAGCCGACACGUCCCUGCAGCACAAGCCAUCUUCACAACCGGUACCGAAACGCCGUGGACCAUUACGUCUGCAAAUGAUCUGGCAUGCUUGGUCUUUGGCGUUACGAGGGCCGAAGUCCGCAAGCUGGGUAUACUAGAAGUCGUUCGAGAGGACCGUAGGAAGUGGCUCGAGAGCAAGCUUCGAGAUCCUGACACUGGCUCCAAAGCAGCUGCGUCCAGCGCCGCACCCUCGACCAAAAACCUCAACGUUGGAAGUGGUGUUACAGCCCGGCUGCUGAGCAAGGCUCCCUCACGCGUAACGGCUGCCAAAAAGGCCAAGACCGACGACGGUAGCGGGUCUUCAUACUACAAUGCGAAAAAGACUGGUAAGCUUAACCACGAGCCAAAGGGCUCAAGAGGUGUCUUGCUUUGCGGCGAUGUCAUACCCAUACAGAAGCGGAACGGCUCGACUGGCUCGGCCAGCUUGUGGGUCAAGGAGAAGCGGGGCAGUCUCAUCUGGGUACUGGAAGAGAUUGCCGAGGACGUAGUGUAUAUCACCGUUGAUGAAGUAGGCUGCGUAUCCAAGGGCUGGGGCGCGACCGAAGCAGUCUUCGGAAGCGACCGAUUACGGAGAGGCAUGGACCUGAAACGACUCAUGCCAGGCAUACCACGACUCCGGGGUACAAACACCGGAGCACUAGACUAUGAGACCAUCGAUGAGUUCCGCAGCUACACAGCGCGAACAUCCAACAGCAUCAACAUACCCGUGACGGUGGAGGCGUUGCCGGGCGAGCCCACUUUCCGCGUCUCAAGUUUCCCGCACAUUGCUGGCAUCAUCGUCCUAUCAUCCACCGAACUCAAGAUCACAAGCUCCAAUUCUGUCUUCUCAUCCGCGCUGUUCGGCCAGCCGCGGCCUGAAGGCGUUCAUAUAAGCAAGCUUAUACCUGCUUUCGACAGAAUACUGCACGUCAUGACAGAUGAAGACAAGAUUGAAUUAGUCGAUGGCAUAGUCAUCCCUGAGCACAGCUUCCGUCGCGCCCGCGCUCUGCUGGCUAUGCGAGAAGGUAGUACAGAUGCUGCUGCCAUCUUCCUAAGACCAAGCGGCUUGCCAGCAUCUCAUCGUGACGGCUCGGAAAUAAUGGUAGACGUGCAGAUGCGUGUAGUGAAAAGCGAAAAGACGCCUCGCUUCGAUGAGAAUGUCAUCGAAGAGGAGGAUGCGCCGACGAAGCCUGACAAGGGCCCAGAGCUAGUAUAUGCUUUGUGGAUAACAUACUCGCGGCAGCUGCAUGCCGCAAACCAUGGUAUUGGUCCUAUGACCCCGCUCAUAUCACGACCCCCCUCACCUCGUCAACCUGAACCUGGUCAAUCAAACUUCCCCGUCCCCCAAGAGCCAGAAUCACAUCAGUCACAAGGAACACCGCCCUCGGUGUCGCUACUGACCCAACAGAUCCAAGAAGCUAUGCGACCUAACACUCCGCAAGAGCCCCAGAAAGGAUCCAUGGCGCCACCACCCACACCCAUGCAGGAAGAGCCAAUGAAGAAGAAGACAAUCAGUGAUUUUGUGGUGCUAGAAGAAAUGGGCCAAGGCGCGUACGGGCAAGUCAAACUCUGUCGAUACAAGAAAGCUAGCAACAAGAAGGUUGUGAUAAAUGCCUCUCGAGAUUCAUGUCUUGGAUUAUCUACGCCGCGAUGGGUUUAA